Molecule: messenger RNA, 2116 nt
Organism: Saccostrea cuccullata (small rock oyster)
Lineage: Eukaryota; Metazoa; Mollusca; Bivalvia; Ostreida; Ostreidae
Product: beta-1,3-galactosyl-O-glycosyl-glycoprotein beta-1,6-N-acetylglucosaminyltransferase-like
Exons: 2
Coding region: 400-1833 (477 amino acids)
Cellular component (GO): membrane
Molecular function (GO): acetylglucosaminyltransferase activity
Source: RefSeq, a predicted model, not a curated record
AAUAUCAUAAGGAAUGCAACUGACACGCCAUAAAAAUAGAGGUUAAUAAGAAAAGUCAAUUCCGUAAAGAUACUGAAGUGCUUAGAAAUACAUCCAGUAUUCGUAAUAUUACAUCAGAAGCCGCCAGGACAUUUGUACAGAUGUACUUUAAAAGAAAUUUUAUUUCAUAAAACCUUCAUGUUACCCUUGCCACGUGAAACAACUGUUCGGUGCAGCUCAUACCGUGCUCUCCUUGGUUGUGGGGGAGUUUCGCGUUGACCCAUUACCACAGAUUGGCAGAGGGCCUGUUGCCAGAGGGAAGGAUACUUAAAUGUAUCUUGCUGGUGAUGCUCCAUUUCCAACGGCAAGGCCAAACCCGACAGGCUGUGAGAUACAGGAUGUAAAAGAUGUCCUUCUACUAUGGAACGGUAUCCAUUUUCCUUGAGAUACUUUGUCUCUGGUAUGUUAGUUGCAUUUUUUCUAACAUUUUACUUAUAUCAAAAGACAUUCAAAAAAAUUAAAACAUACCCGAUGGAGACUAAAAGAAACAAAAAUUACUUAAUAGACGAUGGACCUCCACCAAAUAGAUUAGCAAGCUCAUCUAACUACGACAUGUCAAAGUGCCGAAAUUUGAAGAGAAAAAACAUAACUUGUGGACCUUUGAUACGAGGAGAGGAGAACGCAGUAAGGUUAAGCAAAACAACGAAGUUUUCUGACCCAGUCCUACCCUGUAUGAUUCUGAAUCUGGUCAAGGACUGUACAUCUCUUUUAGAUCUCCAUGGAUACAUCACACAGUCCUUGUCACCGGAGGAACUCGAUUUUCCUCUUGCUUUUACCAUAAAAAUGCACACCAACGCAGACCAAGGUGAGCAGUUACUGAGAACAAUUUACAGACCUCAUAAUGUGUACUGUAUCUACGUGGACAGGAAGGCAAUCAAACAAUUUUUUAACAUAAUGCAGGAAUUGGGUAGAUGUUUUGACAAUGUGUUUGUUGUGGAAGGCAGAAAAAGAGUGACGUACGCUAGCAUUGAUUUAGUACAUGCGGAGUUAGAAUGUAUGAGGGUACUGAUGCGGUCAAAGGUCAAAUGGAAAUAUUAUAUCAACCUUACUGGACAAGAGUUUCCUUUAAAAACAAAUUUAGAAAUAGUGCAGAUAUUAAAAACUUUAACCGGAGCAAAUGAUAUUGAAAGUUAUGACUUUCCUCUUGGUUUGCAAUAUAGAUUCAAGUAUAAAUAUGUAAAAGUUCGAAAUAAAAUGAUACAAACGAACACCACUCAUCCCUCUUUCCGCUACCCAAUAAAAAUCAGGAAAGGCAGUGCAUACGCUAUGUUGUCAUACGACUUUGUGAAUUACAUUUUAUUUGAUGAUAUAUCCGAGGAGUUUAUUGAAUGGUUAUCUGAUACGUAUUCCCCUGAAGAAACAUUAUUUGCAACGUUAAAUAGUUUACCAUGGGCUCCAGGUGGGUACUACAUCAUGACGUCAGAAGACAACAAUACAUUCCUGUCACGUGCCAUUAAAUGGCAGAUGCGGCGGUCGGACUGCGGUGGCCAGUGGGUGAGGUCAGUCUGUGUGUACGGUCCCUCGGAUCUGCCGUGGCUUCUCCAGCAACCACAAGUUAUCGCUAACAAGUUUGAUAUUCGCGUGGACACUACUUCUGUAGACUGCAUAGAGGAAGUAAUUAGAUAUAGGACUUAUCAUCCAAAUACCGCUGAUAUGAACUGGAACUAUUACAAGAACCUCCCACACGUAAAAUUAUAUAAGAACCUUACUCAAAACAUUGGAACUCUGCAAUAUUCUGAAUAUUUAUUACGUAAAAAAUCAGAAUGGAAAAGCAAACUUGGACAUGUUUUGUAAUGGCAAUAGCUCUAUUACGUAAGUUAAUUGAGUGAUUGACGAUGCUUUCAGCUUGUUUUGUUUCUUUGUUGCUUCAAAAGUAAACACAAUACUUGUUUUUAUAUAUCUAGUCACUUUUAAUUGUUCUGAGACAUUUCAAGUUAUUACGCCAAGAAUGAUGUAUUGUUGAAUUUAUAUUUACCGUCAGAAUUAUUCAUCAAAAUAUUUUUGACAAAAAUUGAUGAAUUUACCAAACCAAAUAUUAUAAAACAAAUUAAAAUAAAAUGUUUUUGUCCUGAGUAGA